CGCCCUGCCCCAUCGGCUUGUAGGGACGCGAGGACUGAGGAGUCCAGUAGCUCGGGCUGCCAGCGUCCUCGGGCACGGCGUCUGUGUGCCCUCCCCAGCGCUCUCAACUCCACAGCGACGGCGGCCGGGCUGGGCCACGGGGGCGGGGCCGGGCACCUGUGCGCGUUUGCAGGCACCUGCUGCGCGGCGGUCUCGGCCCGCAGGCUUUGGUCCGGGGCUGCUGCUCGAGCUGGACCUGGCAGGCCGGAGGGAGGAGGCGGGCACAGCCAGUUCUGCCCUGCGGGGCCCGCCCUCCCGGCUACCGGCACUGGCCUCGGCACAAACCCGAGCUGAGGGGCGACGUCGCGGAGCUCGAGGGUCUGCCCCCUCCGGAGAGGCUGCGGGCUCUGGUCUGCCUCGAGCCACCUGCGCGGCAGGGUCGGCCUCCGCCUCGCAUCACCUCGAGACAGAUACAGUGAAUGCAAAGGACAGAAGAGUUAGAUGACACAGACCACUGAAUUUCUUUGUUCGGAGGACACGUUAUGAACCCUUUCUGGAGCAUGUCUACAAGCUCUGUACGCAAACGUUCUGAUGGCGAAGAGAAGACAUUAGCAGGGGAUGUGAAAAGCAGUCCUCCAAGAACGGCACCAAAAAAACAGCUGCCUUCUAUUCCCAAAAAUGCACUACCCAUAACUAAGCCUACGACUCCUGCCCCGGCAGCACAAUCAACAAAUGGCACACAUGCUUCUUACGGCCCCUUCUACCUGGAAUACUCUCUGCUCGCAGAAUUUACCUUGGUAGUGAAGCAGAAGUUACCGGGAGUCUAUGUGCAGCCAUCUUACCGCUCCGCAUUAAUGUGGUUUGGAGUAAUAUUCAUACGGCAUGGGCUUUAUCAAGAUGGCGUGUUUAAGUUCACAGUUUACAUCCCUGAUAACUAUCCAGAUGGUGAUUGUCCACGCUUGGUGUUUGAUAUUCCCGUCUUUCACCCGCUAGUUGAUCCCACUUCAGGUGAACUGGAUGUGAAGAGAGCAUUUGCAAAAUGGAGGCGGAACCAUAAUCAUAUUUGGCAAGUAUUAAUGUAUGCAAGGAGAGUUUUCUACAAGAUUGAUACAGCAAACCCCUUAAAUCCAGAGGCUGCAGUACUGUAUGAAAAAGAUGUUCACCUUUUUAAAAGCAAAGUAGUCGACAGUGUUAAGGUGUGCACGUCUCGUUUGUUUGAACAACCUAAAAUAGAAGACCCGUAUGCAAUUAGUUUUUCUCCAUGGAAUCCUUCUGUACACGAUGAAGCCAGAGAGAAGAUGCUGACUCAGAAAAAGCCUGAAGAACAGCACAAUAAAAGUGUUCAUGUUGCUGGCCUGUCAUGGGUAAAGCCUGGCUCAGUACAACCUUUCAGUAAAGAAGAAAAAGCUCUGAUUAACUGGCUGCAUUAA
Messenger RNA from Octodon degus (degu), 1409 nucleotides. RefSeq names its product AKT interacting protein (gene Aktip). Lineage: Eukaryota; Metazoa; Chordata; Mammalia; Rodentia; Octodontidae. The coding region runs from base 522 to 1409 and encodes 295 amino acids. The record is from RefSeq and is a predicted model, not a curated record. The transcript is spliced from 11 exons.